AAAGCAGCUAGCUAAAUCUGCAAGCAGAGCCGGGCGGCAGCGGAGCGGCAAGAAGCGUUCUCUUUCCUGAAACCCCGCGGCAUUGUGGGAUCGCGGCGGGUUCCUUCCGGGAGAAGGGUUUUCGCCUAACUCUAUCCCGCCUACGUCGUUGUGUACGGAGGCCGAAAGGGCUCGGGGGCAGCCAUGGCGGCGCACCUUAAAAAGCGGGUUUAUGAGGAGUUCACUAAAGUGGUUCAGCAACAACAGGAGGAAAUUGCUACUAAGAAACUUCGACUGACAAAACCAAGUAAAUCUGCAGCACUUCAUAUAGAUUUGUGUAAAGCUACUUCCCCAGCAGAUGCUUUGCAGUACCUACUCCAGUUUGCCAGAAAGCCUGUGGAGGCAGAAAGUGUAGAGGGAGUGGUCAGAAUUCUUCUGGAACAUUAUUACAAGGAAAAUGAUCCAUCUGUGAGACUGAAAAUUGCAUCAUUGUUGGGUUUAUUAUCAAAGACUUCAGGAUUUUCGCCAGAUUGCAUUAUAGAUGAUGCCAUUAACAUACUACAGAAUGAAAAGUCUCAUCAAGUCCUAGCUCAACUCCUGGACACUUUGCUUGCAAUUGGCACUAAAUUGCCAGAGAAUCAAGCUAUUCAGACACGAUUAGUUGAUGUGGCCUGCAAGCACUUAACAGAUACCUCUCAUGGUGUAAGAAAUAAGUGUUUGCAAUUACUUGGCAAUCUUGGCUCUUUGGAAAAAAGUAUCACAAAAGAUGCAGAAGGCCUAACUGCCAGAGAUGUCCAGAAGAUUAUAGGGGAUUAUUUCAAUGACCAAGAUCCACGUGUCAGAACAGCAGCAAUAAAAGCCAUGUUGCAGCUUCAUGAAAGAGGAUUGAAAUUACACCAAACAAUUUAUAAUCAGGCCUGUAAAUUGCUCUCUGAUGACUAUGAACAAGUACGCAGUGCUGCAGUCCAGCUUAUCUGGGUUAUCAGUCAGCUCUAUCCUGAAAGCAUUGUCCCAAUCCCUUCUUCUAACGAAGAAAUUCGUUUAGUUGAUGAUGCAUUUGGAAAAAUUUGUCACAUGGUCAGUGAUGGCUCCUGGGUGGUUCGUGUUCAAGCUGCAAAGCUAUUGGGCUCUAUGGAGCAAGUCAGUUCUCAUUUCUUGGAGCAGACCCUUGACAAGAAACUGAUGUCAGAUCUCAGGAGGAAGCGUACUGCACAUGAGCGUGCCAAGGAACUUUAUAGUUCAGGGGAGUUUUCCAGUGGCAGAAAGUGGGGAGAUGAUGCUCCUAAGGAAGAAAUAGAUACAGGGGCUGUGAACUUGAUCGAAUCAGGAGCUUGUGGAGCCUUUGUUCAUGGGUUGGAAGAUGAGAUGUAUGAGGUUCGCAUUGCUGCUGUAGAGGCUCUCUGCAUGCUGGCCCAGUCUUCACCCUCUUUUGCUGAGAAGUGCCUUGAUUUCCUAGUGGACAUGUUUAACGAUGAAAUUGAGGAGGUGCGUCUACAGUCCAUACAUACCAUGAGAAAAAUCUCUAAUAACAUUACCCUCCGAGAAGAUCAACUUGACACUGUCCUGGCUGUGUUAGAGGAUUCAUCCAGAGAUAUUAGAGAGGCUCUUCAUGAACUUUUAUGCUGCACUAAUGUUUCAACCAAAGAAGGCAUUCAUCUUGCGCUGGUAGAGCUGCUGAAAAAUUUAACCAAGUACCCUACAGAUAGGGACUCCAUAUGGAAGUGCUUGAAGUUCCUGGGAAGUCGGCAUCCAACCCUGGUGCUUCCUUUGGUGCCAGAGCUAUUGAGCACCCACCCAUUUUUUGACACAGCUGAACCAGAUAUGGAUGAUCCAGCCUAUAUUGCAGUUUUGGUGCUUAUUUUCAAUGCUGCUAAAACCUGUCCAACAAUGCCAGCAUUAUUCUCAGAUCACACCUUCAGACACUAUGCCUACCUCCGAGAUAGUCUUUCUCAUCUUGUUCCUGCCUUGAGGUUGCCAGGUAGAAAACUAGUGUCACCAGCGGUCUCUCCCAACAUUACACCCCAUGAGGAUCCUUCCCAGCAGUUCCUGCAGCAAAGCCUUGAAAGAGUGUAUAGUCUCCAGCAUCUGGACCCUCAGGGAGCCCAGGAGCUGCUAGAGUUCACCAUCAGGGAUCUGCAAAGACUUGGAGAACUUCAGUCUGAGUUGGCAGGAGUAGCUGACUUCUCUGCUGCCUAUCUUCGGUGUCAACUACUUCUCAUCAAGGCCUUGCAAGAAAAGCUGUGGAAUGUGGCUGCCCCUUUAUAUCUAAAGCAGAGUGAUUUGGCCUCAGCUGCAGCAAAACAGAUCAUGGAAGAAACCUACAAAAUGGAAUUCAUGUACAGUGGUGUAGAGAAUAAGCAAGUAGUGAUUAUACAUCACAUGAGACUUCAGGCCAAAGCUUUGCAACUUAUAGUAACUGCACGAACAACUCGAGGAGUUGACCCUUUAUAUGGGAUGUGUGAAAAAUUUUUACAGGAAGUGGACUUUUUUCAGAGGUGUUUCAUCGCCGAUUUGCCCCAUUUGCAGGAUAGCUUUGUGGAUAAACUUCUUGACCUUAUGCCCCGACUCAUGACAUCCAAACCUGCUGAAGUGGUCAAAAUUCUACAGACCAUGCUGCGUCAGAGUACUUUCUUGCACCUCCCGCUUCCAGAGCAGAUCCAUAAAGCCUCUGCUACCAUCAUUGAGCCAGCAGGAGAAUCAGAUAAUCCUUUGCGGUUUACAUCUGGGUUGGUGGUGGCCUUGGAUGUUGAUGCAACCCUGGAACACGUGCAGGAUCCUCAGAACACUGUGAAGGUCCAGGUCUUAUAUCCAGAUGGUCAAGCUCAGAUGAUCCACCCCAAACCAGCAGACUUCCGAAAUCCUGGCCCAGGGCGUCACCGUCUCAUCACUCAAGUGUACCUCUCCCAUACCGCUUGGACAGAACCAUGCCAGGUGGAAGUAAGACUGCUGCUGGCCUACAACUCCAGUGCUCGAAUUCCAAAAUCCCCCUGGAUGGAGGGUAGUGAGGUAUCACCACAGGUGGAGACAAGCAUCGAGGGCACCAUCCCUUUCAGCAAACCUGUGAAAGUCUACAUCAUGCCCAAACCUGCACGGCGCUGAGUCACAAGAGGUCUUCACAGCCAUGGUCCAGAAGGUCCUUCUUAAAUGGCAGUGAGCCAGAAGCCUGGAGAACUCCACCUGGAAUUGGCUUGUGGGCAUGUGACCGUUACAGACUUACUUGGUAUCACACAGAAUAAAUUAUUAUUUUUUCAUUAAAAUAACUGAAAACCUU
Molecule: messenger RNA, 3250 nt
Organism: Marmota flaviventris (yellow-bellied marmot)
Lineage: Eukaryota; Metazoa; Chordata; Mammalia; Rodentia; Sciuridae
Gene: Ints4
Product: integrator complex subunit 4
Biological process (GO): snRNA processing
Cellular component (GO): integrator complex
Source: RefSeq, a predicted model, not a curated record